CUGUGGCUCCCAGGUAGUGCAGCCGGCCGGGCUCCCUCGGGACCGGGCGACUGCGCAUGCUCGCUGGCCGCGCUGGGCCGCUCGUCGGGCGGCGUUGACGACCCGGCUCCUCCGCGGCGGAGGUUGCGGGGCUACGAUGGCGAUGUGAGGGGCCCGCGGCGGGAUGGUGCUGACCCGGGCGGGGCCGCCUUCUUGCAGCGACACCACGGGCUCCUUCGUCCGACGGGCGGCGGCGGAGGCCGAGCCGGGCGAGAGGGGGAACAAUAUUUUUUUAGCAAGAAUCAGUAACUGGAAGUACAACAUUGGUUAUUUAAUGAUAUUAAAAUGAAGUUUUGAUCAGCAGAGGUGCUGUUACCAGAUUUGUCUUCUGAGUAUAAAUUAAAAAUGACUGAAGUUCAAGCAAUGGUAGAAUUCUCCGUGGAGCUAAACAAGUUCUACAAUGUGGAUUUAUUUCAGAGAGGUUUUUACCAGAUUCGUGCGUCUAUGAAAAUUCCACCAAGAGUUCCCCACAGAGUAGAAGCUAGUUUGUUACAUGCAGCAGGUAUGACUUUAGCCUUUCCAGCUUCAGUUCAUGAUUCUCUGAUUUGCAGUAAAACAUUUCAAAUUCUAUAUAAAAAUGAGGAAGUUGUUUUAAAUGAUGUCAUGAUCUUCAAAGUUAAAAUGUUGUUGGAUGAAAAAAAGAUUGAAGAAACCCUUGAGGAAAUGAAUUUUCUGUUAUCCUUGGAUCUGCACUUCACAGAUGGAGAUUAUUCGGCAGAUGAUCUGAACGCCUUGCAGCUGAUAAGCAGCCGAACACUGAAGCUGCACUUUAGCCUCCAAAGAGGCCUCCAUCACCAUGUCAAUGUCAUGUUUGAUUACUUCCACCUUUCUGUUGUGUCUGUGACAGUCCAUGCGUCAUUGGUUGCUCUACACCAGCCACUAAUAAGCUUUCCUCGCCCUGUGAAGACUACUUGGUUAAACAGAAAUGCACCAGCACAAAACAAAGAUUCUGUGAUUCCUACUCUUGAAAGUGUGGUCUUUGGUAUUAACUACACAAAACAGUUAUCACCAGACGGCUUCAGCUUCGUCAUUGCAGACUCCUUCCUGCGUCACGCCUACCGUUUCCAUUACACCCUCUGCGCCACCCUCCUGCUGGCCUUCAAGGGGCUGCACAGCUACUUCAUUACGGUAACGGAAGAGCUUCCCUCUUGUCAGAAACUAGAACUGGCCAAGGCCAACAUGCAGGUCCUUUAUGAGCGCCUUCUCAGAAGAAAACAGCCACCAACCCAGAAAGACACCUGUCUAGAGGAAAUGGAUGUGGAAGCGCGACUUACUGAAUUAUGUGAAGAAGUCAAGAAAAUAGAGAAUCCUGAUGAACUGGCAGAACUUAUAAAUAUGAAUCUUGCACAACUUUGCUCACUUCUAAUGGCUUUAUGGGGACAGUUUCUGGAAGUUAUAACACUACAUGAAGAGCUAAGACUAUUACUAGCACAAGAGCACCAUACUUUGAGGGUGCGCAGAUUUUCUGAGGCAUUCUUUUGUUUUGAACAUCCAAGAGAAGCUGCCAUUGCAUACCAGGAACUUCAUGCUCAGAGUCACCUCCAGAUGUGCACCGCUCUCAAAAACACUUCCUUCUGCAGCUCUCUCCCACCCCUGCCUAUUGAGUGUAGUGAAUUAGAUGGAGAUCUCAAUUCAUUACCUGUGAUCUUUGAAGACAGGUAUUUAGAUGCAGUUACUGAAGACUUAGAUGCACCCUGGAUGGGAAUUCAGAGUCUUCAGAGAUCAGAGUCCAGUAGAAUGGAUAAAUGUGAGACUGAAGAAAGCUCUCUAGCUGGACUUUCCAGCCCAGAGUUGAAAGUCAGACCUGCUGGGGCCUCCAGUUUUUGGUCUACAGAAGGUGAAAAGCAGCUAACAAAGUCUCUAAAAGGAAAGAAUGAAGAAUCAAAUAAAUCCAAGGUUAAGGUUACUAAGCUCAUGAAAACAAUGAAACCUGAAAACACAAAAAAAUUAAUAAAACAGAACUCUAAGGAUUCUGUGGUUUUGGUAGGCUACAAAUGUUUGAAAAGUACAGCAUCAAAUGAUCUCUUUAAAAGCUUUGAAGGCAAUCCUUCACAUAGUCAGAAGGAAGGUCUGGACACCACAAUAUGUGGAUAUAAUUUUGACCUAAAGACCUACAUCAGACAGACAAGUCAAAAGGAAGCUAGCUAUUUGCCAGCUAAUACAGAGAGAACUGAACAAAAGUCUCCAGAUAUUGAAAAUAUGCAACCAGACCUGUUUGAUCCUUUGAACUCUGGCAGCCUAAAUCUUUGUGCAAAUUUGUCCAUUUCAGGUAAACUUGGUAUCUCCCAGGACGAUAGUGAAAUUGCACAAGUGGAACACAGUGUGGCAUCCAGAAGUUCAUCAGAUGAUUGCCAUGAUCAUCAAACUGCCCCCACUUCGGGAGUUAGGACAAUUGAAGUAAAGCCCUCUAAUAAAGACCCUUUCAGUGGAGAGAAAAUAACUGUUAAAAUAGGAGCUUGGACAGAGCUUCGACAAGAUGAAAUAUUUGUGGAUAGUUUACAACUACCCAACUUUGAGUCCUUAGAAUCUAAUGGUAAAUCUAAAUCUAUAGAAGUAACACUUGAAGCUUUGCAGGAAGCAAAGUGUCGUUCUGUUGGAGAAUCAUUAGCUAAGCUAAGAAGUGAUCAACCUGCUUCUUCUACAAGAGAAUAUCAUGUUGUAGUGAGUGCAGACUCAAUUAAGUUACCAGAUAUUAGUGCCACGUGUGCCUCGUCUCGGUUCUCAGAUUCAGGUGUGGAAAGUGAACCAAGCUCUGUUGCAACACAUCCAAACCCUGACCUAGUCUUUGAAACUGUACAAGGGCAGGGUCUAUACAAUAACGAAAGGUUAUUUCCUCAGCUUUUGAUGAAGCCGGAUCAUAAUGUAAAGUUUUCACUAGGCAGCCACUGUACUGAGAGCACAAGUGCUUUCAGUGAGAUCCAGUCAUCCUUAACGUCCAUAAACUCUCUGCCUUCUGACGAUGAGCUUUCACCUGAUGAAAACCCUAAGAAAUCUGUUGUGCCUGAAUGCCACCUAAGCGAUAGCAGAACCGUGUUGAAUCUAGGAACGAUUGAUGUGCCAAAAUGUGACGAUAGAAAAAAGUCAAGUAUUCUCUUGCAACAGCAGAGUGUCGUGUUUUCAGGGCAUUUGGACAAUGAAACGAUAGCAAUACAUUCCUUAAAUUCAAGCACUAAAGACCCUUUACAAUUUGUUUUUUCAGAUGAAGGUACUUCCGGUGAUGUGAAAAGUAGUUGCAGCUCCAAACCUAACUUGGACACUGUGUGUAAAGACUCCCAGAGUCCUGAUAAAUCUAGUGACCCUGCAGGGACCGCAGUUCCGUUAAGUUCAGGACUGGUUUGUUCAGGCACCCCUUGUGUCGUUUCAGCUUCCAUUUCUACCAGGACAGACGUCAGUGAAGAUAGAACUGUGAAACGAAAAAAUAACGAUGUGUUAAAUCUCAAACAAAUGUAUUCAGAAGCCCCUACAGUUAAAGAUGACACUCACCUGGGUACAGGUGACCCUUUUUCAGCCAGUCCUGAUAUGGUAAAGCAAGGGCUUGUGGAAAAUUAUUUUGGCUAUCAAAGCAGUACAGAUACUUCUGACACGUGUACCGUUAGCUACAGCAAUUCAGUUAGCCCUCAGAAGGAGACUUCUGAAAAAGAAGUUAGUAAUCUUCAGCAGGAACGGGGUCAAGAUGAGGAGGAGGAAGAACAGGACCAACAGGUGGUUCAAAAUGGGUACCAUGAGGAGACAGGUGACUCAGCCCUGGAUGGGACAGUACGUGCUCUCUGUACAGACCGAGGUGCCCCGGCAGAAGACAGAUUGAGCCAAUCUGAAAAGAUUAGCAGUGACUCUCUGAGGGAUGGUGUAACUAUGCCUACUGUCUGUGCUUCCGGCUGUCUGUCCUUCCCGUCUGCACCACGAGAGUCUCCUUGUAGUGUUCACUAUUCUUCUAAGAGUAAACGUGAUGCCAUUACAAAGCAGCCAAGCAGCACUUCUUACAACUUCACCUCAUCACUGUCCUGGUAUGAAAAUUCACCAAAACCUCAAAUACAAGCCUUCCUUCAGGCGAAAGAAGAAUUGGAGCACCUUAAGCUCCCCGGGUUCAUGUACAGCGAUGUUCCUCUCCUGGCAUCCUCAGUACCCUAUUUUUGUGUGGAGGAGGAGGAGGAGGACCGUUCCGAACACGGAGUCCAUCUCAUUGUCUGUGUGCACGGCCUGGACGGUAACAGUGCAGAUCUCCGGUUAGUAAAAACUUACAUUGAACUUGGACUGCCUGGGGAAAGAAUUGAUUUUCUUAUGUCUGAGAGAAAUCAGAAUGAUACUUUUGCUGAUUUUGAUAGCAUGACUGAUCGCCUUCUGGACGAGAUAAUACAAUAUAUUCAGAUAUAUAGUCUAACAGUCUCAAAAAUAAGCUUUAUUGGACAUUCGUUGGGCAACUUAAUAAUCCGUUCAGUGCUUACAAGGCCACGGUUUCAAUAUUACCUUGACAAACUUCAUACCUUUCUAUCACUCUCUGGACCUCACCUUGGUACGCUCUACAAUAGCAGUGCUCUUGUUAAUACAGGUCUGUGGUUUAUGCAGAAAUGGAAAAAAUCAGGUUCUCUUUUGCAACUGACAUGUCGAGAUCAUUCAGACCCUCGCCAGACUUUCUUAUACAAGCUUAGUAAUAAAGCCGGGCUUCACUAUUUCAAAAAUGUUGUACUAGUGGGCUCUCUGCAGGAUCGCUACGUUCCUUAUCAUUCUGCCCGCAUUGAAAUGUGCAAGACAGCUUUAAAGGACAAACAGUCAGGACAGAUCUAUUCAGAAAUGAUCCACAACUUGCUUCGCCCGGUUCUGCAAAGCAAGGAUUGUAACUUGGUUCGAUAUAAUGUCAUCAAUGCAUUGCCCAAUACAGCUGAUUCACUCAUUGGGAGAGCUGCACAUAUAGCUGUUCUGGAUUCGGAAAUAUUUUUAGAGAAAUUCUUUCUGGUUGCCGCCCUCAAAUAUUUCCAUUAGGAUUAAAUGCAUUGGUAGAGACUUGACAAUUACCUCAUUCAACAGUGAUUCAGAUAAUGUAUUAUAUUAAACUGUAGAUGCUGAUAAGUUCUAAGAAAUAUUUAUACCUUUUUAUAUGGAAGAUAAUUUAUAUCAUCCAUGUUUAGAGCUUUUUAAACAUCAACUUUACUUUCUAGGUAAUGUGGCUGUGCAAUAUUUUUUUAAUUUUAUCUUUUUACUUUUCUAUUACUUUUUCAUAUAUUUUGCUACAUAAGUAUUUCAGUGAAACUCUAAGCCCAUAUGUAUGUCUGAUUGUUUAUUAUUGGCUUUCCACAAUCCUCACAUCAGACACAUCGUAUUAGAGGCCAUUAUUGCUAGAAUAGCAUGGGAUUUUAAAUUUUCUAGUAUUGGGGUAUUAUUUAGUUAAUCAUAAAUUUUACUUUUGACAUUUUACUAUGUUUUAACUGGAAAUAAAAUUAUGGCUGCUAAAAUAUAUUUUUUGAAAUCAACUCUUUUGCCCUCUCAAAUCGGGUAGUUCAUAUAUGACAACGUUAUGAACAUUUUCUAUAAAAGAAUCAUUAUUACUGUUGCUAGUAAACAUAUGUCAUGCCUAUUAAAAUAUAUUUUCUACUGGUGAUUUCAACAUUAUUUCUCAUAUUGACUUUUAUUACUGGAACUUUUCAUGUUCAUUUUAGCAGCAUCUAGAGAUUUUUGAAUGUUUGAAUGCCCUCUGCCUUGAUUUGGUUGGAAUUUUGCUAAAUUUGGAAAUGUUGCUUGAACUUUCUGACUACAUUUCUUUAACUUUUUUCAUGGACUUCCUUGU
Molecule: messenger RNA, 5818 nt
Organism: Eubalaena glacialis (North Atlantic right whale)
Lineage: Eukaryota; Metazoa; Chordata; Mammalia; Artiodactyla; Balaenidae
Gene: FAM135A
Product: family with sequence similarity 135 member A
Exons: 22
Coding region: 385-5016 (1543 amino acids)
Source: RefSeq, a predicted model, not a curated record